CUUCCUGUUGAACAGGUUAAAAUCCCAUAUCGAAUUUUCGUAGGGGGCAUCGCAUUCAACGUAAGUUUCAUUAUUUUUUAUCACUUAACAGUUUGAAGUGGACUAACGCGAUUUAGACAUCAUCCUAUUUUCUUUCUUUGACAUGGUUAACAAAAUCUACGGUUACAGUAAAUUGAUUUACAUGUACAAAGAUGGCGACAAAUUUGAGGAUUCACUUAAAUUGUCGAGAACUGAAAUUUUGUUGCUUAGUAUACUUUGAUAUUGUAUAAUAUGUUUUCAGACUACAAAGGAGGAGCUGAAGGAAUUUUUUAGCCGUUAUGGAGCUGUGCGCGACAGCAAAAUUAUACGAGACGCAGAAGGUUUGAGUAAAGGGUAGGCUGGAAAGUUGUUGCUUGUUUUAUUUUACAUAGUGCUCCAAGUUACUUUAAGCGAAUAUUUGUUGAACAGUCAAGAAGUUUAGACGUUCUUGCUGACCGAUGAGAGGGCCUAUGAGCUCCAUGGUAGACAAAUUCCAGUUCUGUCUUUGGCUACUCUUCGGCUGGUACAACCAAAAGCGACGUGCAUUUCACGUUUUUAAUCCGUAACUAGCCCAGCUUUCUAUCACGCGUGAUACAAAAUCAUACAACAUUGACUCUUCUCUCACAAAUCCUAUAAAUCCUACUAUCCCGGCUCAGUGCAAGUUUUCAAUAUUUCGUUUAAAAAAAUAAAGGAUUCAUCCGGAAAAAGUUGACUGAAGUGAAAAACUAAUUAUUAAAGGCGAGCCUGUAUACAUGUUUCAUAAGAUUUUCCUUUGACCAUUUUUUCAGUCAGAAGUUUAUCUUUUAUGGCCGUUUCUCGUUUAUUUGAGGUACUUCCAGUGGAUACAAAGAAUAAGUGUGAAUUGGAAAUGGUUGAAAAUUUGAUUUCAAAUGCAUCAGUUCAACUUGAUUCUUUAAACGAGCAUGCCGAACUUUGACAGGUCUUUCCCUUUUCUUAAGGUUUUUUAUCGACAGGCUUAGCUCUGCAGAUAGGUUAACCUUUUCUCCGCCAAAGCUAACAAUACUAAUGGACGCGAAAGUUUAAGAAAACUGCGAGGUGUGAAAAGCGUAGACAUAGUGGCGCCCCAUACAACGCUUGCGUCGGAGAAUGACAGAAGUAGCGACGUUGAUAAAACUGGUUUAUAUUCCCUUAUCCCAGGUACGGAUUCGUGACAUUCUUCCGGGAGGAAGAUGCAAAAAAGGUCAUGAGUAUGGUAAGCUUGCUGUUAUCUCGUGUGUGGUAUGAUUUCUACUUAUUUUAGUCUUAUUUCACGUCAAAUCUCUACUUAUUACACGUCAAUAUUGACUUGCGUAUCCUACACACCGAAUAAGCGCGUGUGUUAUCGCCCGCUUAAGGCGACUGAGGCAGUGGUGGAUUUAUUAACAUUCUUUACCUUCACUUUUACGAGUUCAUAUAAAUUCUUCCCAAGCAAGAGUCUUUUAUGUUAAAUACUAGCCCAGGGAGCUGAGUUCUUCUGGCUUGCAGUCACUGGAGAGAAGACGUAGACGUGAAGUUUAGAAUUUGUUGUCUUUUAUGGAUCAGUAAUAUAUAUAUUAAAUAAACUCUCCCAUAAUGAUUUGGAGAAAACUGUAAAAGCAUUUGUUAUUUUGCAUUCUUAUGACAAUGAAGUAGCCCUAGCCUCAAAAGAGUCUUUUAUUUGUGAAGGCUCUUGAAUCAACUCCGUGAAGCAUUAACUUAAAUCGUAUCUCCAGGGGGAGUCUCGACUCACCUCCCCUUUUAAAGUUCUCGACCAGGCGCGUAGGGCCGUCAUUUUUGGACACCACUAUCCCGCUUCUAUCAAAAGCUCUUGAUGAGUGUCCUGCUUUCCUCCUGUCAAGUACUCGCCAAUUUUUAUGCCCCUGGGGGAGUAGUAGUGAACAAAGUUUUUUACAGGAAGGCUCCGCCCCAAAGUCUGACACCUUACCCUAUUUUGACAGAAAAAGUACCCCUUUGGUGAGGCCCACUAAGAGUGCAAGGGCGGGGGAGGUGGGGGUACGUAUGUCCUUAGUCUGACUUUCAAAUUCGGUCGUUUCGCCGUUUUGAGAUCGGAGUCGUCUUUUUCAUCUAGCUUUAUGUGGAUGCUUCAAGGUCAGUAUCCUUGUCAAAAUGUUACCAACAGGGUGGGGCCUCUUUUGUAUACCUUCCAUUGACAGAUGGUACUCCUUUCACAUGCCUACAAUGUUUAAGACCUUUGGACCUCUUUUAACUGCUGUAAAUGUACUGUCUGUCAAGUAUGAAAAAAUCACAAACCCGAACGUUUUCUGAACGUUUUUACAGCUAUAAAAUGUACUCAGUGUUAGCGUUUAAUUUUGGGACUUUUUACAGACCAAAAUGACAGAUUUUCCUACGCUUUCAUAUACUUCAACCAGUAAAAUCACUGCACUACCCUUUCAUUUACCUGAAGCCUGAGAAGGGUUCCCCUUGCGAGAAGAGCGGAGCCACCCUGUACUAGCCAUUAAACGAAGUACCCCUCCCGGGGUUAUGCCUAAUUGCAACAAAAAUUUCUAUCUUGUCCUGAAUUCGUGAAAGAUAAAAAAUUAAAGGGGGCUGAAGUUUGAUGAAGAAGAAGCAGGUUUUUACAACUUUGUUUGUCCUUUUUUUCAAGGGUACCAUUUUCUUUAAAGAGAAGCGAUUAAACAUUUCCGAAGCCUAUCGGAAACAGUCACCCGUACAUGCAACC
Porites evermanni is the source of this 2698-nucleotide messenger RNA. The record is from the annotation of a GenBank genome assembly. NCBI's taxonomy places the organism in Eukaryota, Metazoa, Cnidaria, Anthozoa, Scleractinia, Poritidae.